This is a messenger RNA of Drosophila navojoa, 2126 nucleotides long. RefSeq lists its product as uncharacterized. NCBI's taxonomy places the organism in Eukaryota, Metazoa, Arthropoda, Insecta, Diptera, Drosophilidae. The record is from RefSeq and is a predicted model, not a curated record.
CGUGUGUAUGUGCAAGUGUGUGUAGUUGCUCGAGUGCGUGUGCGUGAGGAGCUGUAGUCGUCGUCGUCGUUGCUCUCGUCCUCGUCCUGACUGGAGCCCCGAGCCAAAGAGUCGUCACAACGUCGUCGUCAUCAAAGCCCACGACAUCAGCCGCUGCUGCCGCCGCCGCCGCCGCGUCCAAGGUAAAAACACAGCGUCAAGCAUCCACACAGAGUCCACCACCAGGAGGAGCAGCAGCAGCAGCAGCGGGAUCAACAACAGCUGCAACAGCAACAGCACGCAGCGGCGGACGCAGCGGCCAUCGGCGUCGCAGUAGCAGCAGUAAUCCAAACGCCGGCAACACGAAAGCGACCAGCGGCAGCGGUGGAGCUGGCUGCGCCGGCGUCGCUGGUGGCGGUGGUGGUGGUGGUGGAGGCGGUGGUGGCGGCGGCGUUGGAGUUGCUGGAGGCGGCGGUGGCACGGCCAACAUUAAGCAAAGCGUCAGUCGCAAUAGCAACAUACGCAGCAGCUCCUCCAACAGCACCAUGGCAUCGGCCAAUCAUCGAGGCGGACGCGCCGGCAUCGCUGGCGCCGGCGCUGGCGUUGGCGAUGGCAAUGCGGCUGGCUUGCAGUUCGGCUCCGCCUGGUUUCAGCGCAAAAUCAAUCUAAGGCCGCAGCAUCGCGGCGUCCAUUUGGUCACCGAAGAGAUACUUAGACAAAUGCCGGAGCUGAUGCAAUUCUCUGUGGGAUUAUGUCACAUGCAAAUACUUCACACCUCGGCGAGUUUAGCGUUAAACGAGAGCUGGGAUCCAGACGUCAGAGACGAUAUGGAAAUGAUGUUGAAUAAAAUAGUUCCCGAAGGUUUGCCCUAUAGGCAUUCGUGCGAAGGACCCGACGACAUGCCCGCACACGUGAAGGCCUGCUUUCUGGGCAGCUCACUGACAAUCCCCAUUACCGAUGGCAAACUCUCGCUGGGCACCUGGCAGGGCGUUUGGCUGUGCGAGCAUCGCGAUCAGGCCGGCAGCCGUAAGCUGGUGAUCACACUCACUGGCUGUCCGCGCGAACAGGCCGUACGCAGUCCGCUGUCACCCGUCUCGCCCAUCGCCAGUACGUCCAGUUAGGGGCGGCCUCGCUCCACCCGCGACAGCCGGUAAUCGCGGGGGAGCGACAAUAAUGACAUCAUUUCGUCGAGGAAGUUGAUUUUACAAAAGAAUUUAGCUAGGGCCACAGCACAGCAGCGAGCGGCGGCGGUUAUAGCCGCCGGACAUGGUUUAAUUGGAGCAACUGCAUCCGUUGCGGCACCGGCGCCACCCGGCGCUGUGCCCAUCGAUACGAAGACGCAGCGUUUGCUGUUGCGGCAGCGUUUACAUUUGAAUUUGAAUUUGAAUGUUACCGAAACGCUGCAGGAUGGCGUUGAUAUUGAUGAUGUUGAUGAGGAUGUCUGCGACGACGACGAUAAUGACAAUGGUAAUGAUGAUGAUGUGGAUGACAAUAGGACUGCAUCCACUGAUGAUCGAAGCGUUGUCAUUGUUGACAACGUUGCGGAUGUCGUCGAUGCUCAGGGCAGUGGGCGUCGCCGUGUUGGUGAUAAUCUACAAACCGUCACAACAGUGCCUCAAACCAAACAACAACAACUAAGACAUAAGAUCACCGCAGCAGCAACAACAACAACAACAACAGAAACAGAAACAACAACCAGCUCAUCAACAGCAUCUAGCGCAUUAGCUAAAUUCAAUCGUAUACUCGAGUCUGCUAAACUGGAACCACAUCGGGCCUCGUCAGCGUUCAGCAGCGCAACGCUGCAGCAACGCCUGGCGCUGGCCUAUCCAGAGCUGCAACAGCAACAACAACAUCAUCAACAGCAGCAACACGAGUUGCGACAAAUCGACAACCUCCCACGUAGCACAAGUCGUGGCAUUGCCGUCGUUAGCACCCCAUUAACAUUGCAAGCACUAGACACAAUAAAAACUAAGACGACGGCAAUGUUAGAGCAACAACAGCAACAAUUGCUGCAACAGCAGCAGCACGACGCCGCUGAUUAUACGAAACGAAAUGAUGUGCAUUAUUUGUUGAAACAGUUAAAUAGUUUUAGUGAUAUAGAAGAAAUAGAAAUUGUUGAUAUGAAGCAAAGACAGCAGCGACAGCAA